AAGAAGCAGCAGCGAGCCUACCUUCGUCGUCGUCUUCUUCAUUCCUUAGCACGAUUCGCACCCUGCAAAUGCAAGCCAAUACCAACUUGCACCUCGCAGCGGUAGGAUAGCACACAAAAGUUGCCCAAAAACCAUUGUCCACUUGAUACUGUUGCUCAAUUCAGGCCCACCUGUCAUACGGUGACCAUCACGCCAUAGGACCAGAGAGAGACCAUCAGCAGCAGCAACAUUCAACUCCCUGAUACUACACCUCCUUGACCUGUCCACCUUUCUAGCAGUGCAAUACCGCAUCAUCUCGUCAAAAAGAAGUUGCUAUAUCUGGGCACUCUCAAUUUUUGUGACAAUUUAUUUUGGGGUCGGACAAUUUGAGACGACGCCGACGAACGGAGAAUUUGAGACAGUUUUGAGUUUUUAUCUUGUGAUUAUGAUCACCUCGCCAGGAGGAUGAGACUCUUUUCCCGAGUUAAGUGAUUAUCAAACGUCGGGACGAUAUUAUAGUGUGGAUAUUUUUUUUUGGCGUGUUCAGUUCCUUAUUAGAGGACCACGACUCAAGGGAAGAGUCGGAACGCGAAGACUACUUCCGACUUCAAAAAGGGAGAUUUUUAACUGAACUGGAGGAAAUCAAACGAGCGACAAAAUCAUGAAGAACUUAUUAUUAUCAAGGGUGGAUUCUCAUUCGAUGCAUAUUUUAAUUUUCUUGAUACCGUUUCUAUUGUUGGACCGGACUCUGGGUGCACCAGCCGUAGAAGGGGACGAUGUGGACGGGGGAGGAUGCUACUACAUGUUCAACCAUUACGGCGAAGGAGAUCGAAUCUUCACAAAUGAGCCUUGUCUCAAUUGUACGUGUCACAAUUCCAUGUUGAUGUGCUACCUGCGGGUGUGCCCAUUCACGAAACCGAUAGGUCAAGAUUGCACCAUUGAGAAGAAGCCGGAUCAAUGCUGUCCAGUCAUCAGUUGUCCAGAAGUACCUGUAUCAUUGGUCACGCCGAGUACCUUGACCACAACCACGGUGUCUACCACUAGUCUCGCCACUGUGUCCGAAUCCACUGAGCUAGCCCAUUACGAGCGUGGGUGCAAUAUUGAGGACAAAUUCUAUCCGGACGGGGCACAAGUGGAAGGUGAUCCUACCAAGCCUUGCGAACUCUGCUACUGCAUCCGGAACAAGACGGCGUGUGUGAUGCAAGAAUGUAUUUUGCACGUGGAGGGAUGUCAACCCGUCUUCCAACCCGGGGUCUGUUGUCCAGUCAGGUAUCAAUGUGACUACCCGCUCGGACUUCCGGAUGAAACUACGACCUCAGUCACCGGACUUAUCACAACCACGCUCAAGUCAAUCUUUACCUCGACCCCAGUCCCGGGAGGGUGCAUUCGUGAAGGAGAGUACUACACGGACGGGUCACAAAUCCCUGGAGCUACGGGACCAUGUGAACAUUGUUACUGUAUGAGAGGAGAAAUUGUUUGUGCCGUACAAGAAUGUGGAGCACCAUUGGAGAAUGAAGGUGGAAACUGUACCGCGAUUGCCCCACCACCAGGAAUGUGUUGUCCUGAAAAGUAUUCUUGCGACGGAGAUAAGGAACCCGAGGAUGAAUCUUCCGGCACCACAGUUUCAUCUCAACAAGACGAAACUGCUGGUGAAGUAACUCAACCCAGUGCCAUUUCUGAACCUCAUCCAUCCUCUACCACCCAAGAACCCGGAGGAGUGGACUCUGAUGCCACCACAGUUCAAAGUACAAGUGACGAAAAUGAAAUUUCUCAGAAACUCGGAACCUCUCCAUCAACACAGCAAGUUGAUCAGGCCACCACGAUUUCUCCAGCCGUGUCUGAUGACCAAGAUGUUGCGGCCGUGUCUUCUACGGAAGUGGCCCCCAAACCAUCGCAAGAGCCAGGAGUGGACUCAACUGUAUCGUCAUUACCGGACGUAGAAUCUUCACCUGUCCCCACUGAACAACCAUCUCUGCAAGAUGAACCUGCCACUAGCGAUGUGCCCACCACACAGGGUUCCGUAGAUGUCACUCAACCACCCAAGGAACCCCAAGACAUUGAAGUCCCUUCACAAGGAGCUCCAAUUCCUGACGGAGGUCAAGAACAGGCAACAACAAGUGCACCAUCUGAAAGUGACAUCCCAAUUGUCACUUCAACAAGUGCCCCAGCAGAAGUGGAUUCCUCAAUUGCUGACGACCAGGAUAAGCACGCCGACUCAACCGAAGGUCCACAAUCCGUCCCCACUGAUGUGGAAGCUGGCACCACCACCCGACCAGAAUCAUCGUCAGAGGCUGACAAUUUAUUGACAAGUGCGACUGAAAAUAUUUUAGGAGUUUCUCAACUUCCCUCUCACUCCACGGAACGACCUUCAUCCGAGUCAGAAGGAUCCACGGAAAAAACCGUGAGUGAAAGCACCGAAUCUGCCUCCUCCUCGACCUCCUCAGAAAGACCGGAAGUGACAACGUUGGCUGAAAGUAGCGAAUCUGGAGAGGGUUCUGGCGGAGAUAGCGGUGCAACUGGAGAAGUCGAGAGUAGCACAGAAUCUGGUAAACCAUCAGGAGACGGAGACCAAGCCAUCACGACGGGGGCACCGAUAAUCACACCCACGGAACAGCCAUCUCAAAUCUCUGGGGUGGAUGAACCCUCCAGCGCCGUUUCCAAAGAACCCACGACUGACGCUCCGGUAACUGAAGCUGUCCCCUCCGCAGUUCAUGAUGAGAGUGGAAUUAAGGAUCACGUCGUUGAGACCGGCGAUGAGGAAACCACUGUUAAACCAGACUCACAAACGACGGAAGGCUCGGUUCCAGUAGUAUCAGCAGGCCCAACCACGAAGCCAGAAGGUGAGGUUGAUAAGGUAGACGAAGAGACUAGAACAACAACAAAACCAGACGCAGCAGUUGGAUCACAAGAGACGAUCGAUACCAGUGAUAAGGAAGAACCAAUUAGAACCACGGUUAGUCCCGCUUCUCAAGAAGACUCCGAGAAACAACAAGUCUCAUCGUCAACCACCAAGGGUCCAGAAGUUGCUGGUGAAAGUAGCCCCACCACCUCCAGCCCAUUGUCCGACGAUACGGAGGAGGAGAGCAAGGUACCAGAAGAUGAGACUCCACAGACCACGGUUGCAAGUAUUAUUCCAGCCGAACAAGCUGAAAGUUCGCCAUCUCCAGUGGCUCCAGUCUCAGACACGUCUUCUGAAACGCCCACCACCACACGUCCAGUCAGCGGUGGCGAUGAUGACACCUCCGUCGCUGGCACCACCGUAGCUCCGGAUGCAGAAGCUGUUGCCGGCGUUACACAGACCGUCCCACUUGUUCCCGAGAAAGUCGAAGCUGAUGGCGAAGAGGUUGGUGGCGUAUCACCUUCUUCUUCCACAAGCGCACCCGAAUCUGUCACGGAAGUUGCUGCGGACGAGGAUCAGAAGUCAACCUCAGCUUCACCAAGUUUGGGAGAAGUUGUUGGAGAAAUGCACGUAAGCAGUACACCAGACCCAGCAGAGUCGCUUUCAAUGCACUCUUCCACCACUACGACCACGGUGUCCCCACUUCCUGAGGGUUCAGAGGCUGACAAUGAAAUUGGAGAUGCUCAAGAUAAAAUCUCGGCCGAUGAAGGAUCUGCUUCCUCCACGCCAGAAACUGAUACUUCUUCCUCCUCGUCAGCCCACCCCACAACUGAAUCAUCGAGUGGUCUCCCCACCAGCACGCAAGAAUCCGUCACAGUGCAGCCUCCAGUAGUAGGAGAAAGUGGAGAAAAGGAUGUCGAAAAGGAAGCUCAAGCUGUAGAGAAAGUUACGGAACAGCCCGUCGCAGUUGCCGCGCCAGGAGAUCACAUUAGCGCUGAUGAGCCAGAAGCGACCACGGAUGCACCAUCGGGAACAACUUCGUCUCCUCAAUCGGUUGUCCCAGAAGACAGCGUCGCCCCCACAGAAACUGCUCCAACGGAUGCCGUAUCUGAAGGAGAAAAAGUAACUGAAAUUCCUGUCGCAGGAGUGACGGACGGACCUAUCUCGGUGUCAAGUGAAGCACCAACCGGUACUGAAAUCCCAUCAGAAAGUUCAUCUGCCUCACCAACUGAAACUCCUGAUACGGUCGGAGGCGAAGCCCCAUCAGCAACAGAAGGUCCAUCUGCACCAUCAACUGAAGGACCUGUUGGUGUGCAAACUGAAAUUCCAUCCGCUGGAUCUAGUGAAACUCCAUCCGAUGGACCCACUGAGAUCCCAUCCGCUGGAUCUACUGAAACCCCAUCCGCUGGACCCACUGAAAUUCCAUCCGCUGGACCCACUGAAAUUCCAUCCGCUGGACCCACUGAAAUUCCAUCCGCUGGACCCACUGAAAUUCCAACCGCUGGAUCUAGUGAAGCUCCAUCCGAUGGACCCACUGAAAUCCCAUCCGCUGGACCUACUGAAAUUCCCUCUUCUGUUUCUGACUCAAGCACUGUUAUUCCGCCCUCAUCCUCCUCGUCUGAACCCUCCGGAACUGAAUCUCCAAUAGGCGAGGACGCUGCUGUCAUUCCCACCGACAGUCCUACUCACCCUGCUUCGGAUGAAGGGGAAACCGGUUCGGAUGAUGGCACUGUGACGACCACCACUGCCGCUCCCUCCGUUCCAGCUGAAGGCGUUAGUACAGAUGUCAAAAUUCCUGCCGUAGUAGAAGAAGUAGACAGAACAACGGUACCAACAAUUGUUGACGAACAGCAGCCAACCACCACAAGUCCGGAAGUUGUUAAACCUGACGAUGAAUCCCCAGCAGUGACCACGGAAUCUCCAGUUGUACCUCAACAACCUUCCGGAGAAGACGACUCUACAUCAAAACCUGUCUCAGAUGAGACGGUCACUCAUGCUCCUCUUGCUGCAGUGGAAGAGAUCCCAACAACACAAAAAGUCGACACUGUCAGUGACGAAUCUUCCCCCACCACACCACAACCAUCCUCAGUUUCCGACCAACCAGAAAUCUCUCCCACUCCAGCGCAACCUUCUCAACAGGAAGACGACGACACAACGGUUCCUCCUUCAAGCUCUGUAACUGAAGGUGCUCCCGAAUCUCACGUCGUAAUUGGAAGCACUGAACAACCCGAGUCCAGCACCAGCAUUCCUCCAAUCGUGCCACAGGAACCCACGGACGACGAGAAAGAAGCUGUUCCAGUAUCUGAACAGGAGACUCCAGUCAUAACCACCACGUCCAAAACUACAGAUGAAGAUAAACCACCACAAGAAGGACAGGCUGACCAACAAGGAGGAGAAGAUGACGGAGAAAGUGUGACCACCACUCCAGCAUCAGCACCUUCAUCUGUCGAUUCAUCCUCCCCAUCCGUCGUUGAUGUUGCUGAGGACGAGACUAAAAUAACGGUUGCUCCAGAACCAGCCAUCACCCCGGAAGAACAAGUCACAACCAGCAGACCGGAAAGUUCUUCUGUCUCACAUGACGAUAACGUUGUCCCAACAACCGGUUCACCAAGCGUUGUCGUUGGCGGCGAUACUGACGAAGCUACCACCGUAUCUCCUCCUACCGAUGCCCCCAAGACACCUGCCGUUUCUGGAGUUCUGACCCCAGAUGAAGCUCCAAUGCCCGUACAAGAUCACGAUGAGGCGGUGACCACUCUAUCUCCUCCUUCUUCUCAAGAUAGCGAUGAUGGUACUGCUGCUGUGACGACUGCAUCUCCCAGCGGCCAAAAUGAACCCGCAGCCACUACAACCGCUCCCAUCCAAGAUUCCGAAAUCCAACCAGCCCAAGAUUCUCCCAAGACUCCUGAAGAACCAUCCUCGUCCUCAACAUCCUCACCAGAUUCUGAGAGUCCAACGACGGAAGUUGUUCAGACCACGGUCCGCCCAGAAACCAUUUCAUCAUCCGAUGACAAAGAGGACGAAGUCAAACCACAAGACACGGAACCCCACCAAGUUGACGAUUCCGACUCUCCAACCACCAUUCCAACCGUUUCUUCAUCAUCCGAGGGAGGAGAAAGCGUUACUAGCACGGAGCCUGCCAAAAAAGAUGAGGAUUCCAACGUGACUGGAACCACCCCUUCACCCAUCAGUAGCUCCACCACGACAGAAUCUUCCUCCUCCUCUGAAACUUCUGGUCAAACCACGACAACCUCGAAACCAUCAGUUUCAGACUCUGACCUGGGAGUGACCAUCCAUCCAACCUCAGUUCCUGAAGUAUCGGACAUGAAGGAUGUCGACAUGGAAGAGAAAAUUGGCGGUGGUGGUCAAGACUUGGCGAUUGCCGUACCAACAACCACUUCUGCUCCUUCCUCCUCACACGAAGCUGCCGACGAGGGCGAAGACGGUCCCCAGGUUCCAGGAGAAGGGCACUGCUUCGUCGAGGGCAAAACUUACAAGAACGGCUCCUCCAUCCCACCCACGACUCCGUGCCACAUUGUCUGCGCCUGCCAAAACAGCAUCGUUCACUGUCUCCUCGUCCACUGCAACCCACCUCCAAGUGACACUGGCGACUGCAAACCCAUCUACAGACAGGGCGUGUGCUGUCCAAUGUAUGACUGCGAGGACACUCGAGGCCAACCUGUCACCGUUACACCAGGUCCAGCUUUCGUCAAUGAGACCAAUAUCGUCACCGUGACGCCAGAAACACCCUCCGAAGAGACAAGCGGAGGAGCAUCUGACGAUGUUUCUGAUGACCACACCACCGUCAUCCCUGUCGUAGGAGGAGGCUCAACAUCUGAGGAGACAAGUAGCGAAACCAGUUCCGCCGCCCCCUCGCAAGAGGACAGUCAAGGAGAGAAGACGACCGAUGUCGACGUUGCCAAACCAAUUCAUGACGAGACUGAUGAUUCCACAGAUGACAGUGUGUCCCCACUAAAUUCCACAACAACGGCCCCCUCACAGCCCCACGACGACGUAUCCUCUUCCACCUCACCCGCUUCCAUAGAAUCGACAGAUGGACCCCUUAGCUCCGUGAAUGGAACUGGGGAUGGCGCCACGGCCGUCGACACGUCCUCGUCAGAAGCUCCACUCUCUGAAAUUUCAUCAUCUACAGGAACUCCAGACGUGGACGACAUUUUGGGCGAACAUCACGUCGACGAAGAUGAGCAUAAUGUUACCUCCUCUGCUGAAGAUUCGUCACCCAUCCAGCCGGGAAGCUUGUACCCUGUCACAACAACGACCACAGUGACUCCGUCUACCGCUCCUUGGCCUUAUCCAACCUCCACAACGGCCCCCUCCGUCAUGACUGCGGGAGCUUGUCUCUUCGACAGUCGGGUGUACAUGUCUGCACAACAAAUUCCACGCGAUGAUCCUUGCGACUUCUGCUUCUGCUUCCGCGGGGACAUCAUUUGUCUCCAGCAGAGCUGUCCACCUCCAAUUCCGGGCUGUUAUGAGGAACCAAUCCCUGGAUUCUGUUGUCCUCGGUAUGAGUGCCCUGUUGGGAAUGGGAACGUGACCACGCAGCCCCCCAUUUUCCCACCGUCCUACUACCACAACCAAAUUUUGAAUGGUGUGGGAGCCGGAGGAAGUUCGGGAGGAGGAGGACUUAUCGCCCCCAUCAAUGUGCCUUCCGGUCCGGGAUGCGAGGUUCAAGGGGAGUAUUAUGAAAGUGGCCAAAUAAUCACGUCCACGUCGGGACCAUGUCUUGAGUGCAGAUGUGGAAUGACAGGAAUGAUGGAAUGCGACCCACGCGAAUGCCAACCGGAACCCAUGCUCAGAAAAAUGAUCGCCGCAAUAACAACAACGUCCAGAUGAAACUCUUAGCAUCAUUAUGUUAUCUUCAACUAUAAAAAAUUCAAAUUUCAUAACUUUUACACACACACACUUUGAACAGUGUUUUACAGACUGUGUCAGAAACUAUCGAUCAAUUAUCAAUUACUUAAUUAGUUAGUUAAUUAGUUCAUUAAUUAUUAUCGUGCACACAAACUAUUCACAAUUUCACAAUAUGCCAAUUUUUUUGAAAGUGCACAACUUUUUCAAGACUGUUGUAGUGAUCAAUAAGUAGGAAAGAGAAAGAUGCUGGUUGUGGGUGGGGUUGGACUGGAGAGGGUUAUCAUAAUGUGGUUAAAGUGGGUGGUCCGGGGGGGUUGUCUUAUGGUGCAUCGCUCAACAAACAAACGAAACAAUACUACUAUAAGCUACAUAUGUUCAUUAAAUAACUUUAUGAUUUAUUAUACGUCAUAAUAAUCCACUGCAAACGAGCCUUGCGCAAAACUCUCCAACAAUUACUGCUGCUGCUACUACUACUACUCAACUCUUCUCUACAUUCCUGUCAAAGGGUGCCAUUAUUAAGAAAAAACUGUGUGCUACUGAAUACCUUAUCACUUAGUUAAGUCACCACCUACAUAAAUAAGUAAUGCAUAAGUUAAGUAAGGUUAACCUACCUGUAAGUUGUAAAUAGUUGAGGAAUAUAGUUCGUAAGACGGGGUAUAUUUAUUGUAAUUUUUAGAAAUAGCGGUACAAUAGUUAAUCAUGGAUGGAUUUCUGGUUGUGGGGUCUUCCUCGUGUAGAAUGCGUGAGCAAUUGGAGGUGGUUCUUCAUAUCGGGACAUGGGUAAAAUUUUGGGUGAAUGUGAUAGUCAAUUUAUCCAAUUGACCAUUGUUGUUGUUGGUACUUAUGGAUGAUGAUGUAAUUUGAAUAAUCCAAUUUUUUAGCAAGUAUAUAUAUGAUAAUCAUAUGGAAAAACCUGGUGCCUGAUAAUAAGAGACGAGUAUAUAAACUCUGGUUAAGGUCAGUGCAUGAGUUUUUUUUAAGUUUUACAUUCGCCAUCAUUUUUGCAAACCCAUUUUAUUAAGUGAAACACAACAAUAUGAAAUAAGUCAUCUCACAGCUUAGACGACUUAGUCAGUCUUCAGGUGUGUGAUGAUGAUACGUAUAAAAUAACCAAAAAGUAUUCUGCAUUCGGUCAGAAGACUACGAAUUAGAUCACCAUCCAAAAUAGCUCAUUGUUAAUUUAGAUUAAGUAAUUAGUUAAUGUUUUGUCCAUGUUAUCAUUGUUUUUUGUUUGGUUAUUUUGUUGCAUGGAAGGAAGGAAAAAAAGUGAAUCAGUUGUAAAAGCAAGACUGUAAAUAAGAAUCUGAACAAUAUUUGACAAGACAUUCUAAUAAAUAAUCCGUGUUGACAUUUCUGCAAACGAGAAACACCUCACAGGAUGACGAUGAUGUCGAAAGGAAGAAUUAUGACUAAUAAAUAUGUAAGACGUCGGACAGAGUUUUGGGAUUCCUCACCUGCUCUUUCAUAAUAAGUUUCAUUCUAUUAAUGAGAGUUUGGUUUAUGAAAUCAGUUUACCAGAACGGAAGGGUUGUUGAUCAGUAAAUAAGUAAAGUACAUAUGCACAUCCGUAAGCGCAUAAGUAUUUGCCAGAGAGUUACUCAUAUCCCUUUUACAAUAUUGAGCAAUUGCAUCUUAAUUGUAUUAGAUGGGGCGAACCUUAUUGUCUUGUUAUAUAAUAUUGCAAAAUCCAUCCAAUCCACAUUAUUGUAUUCUUGCAUUAUAUUGUUGAUAAAAAUAAUAAAAACGACGAAUACAUUUUGUAGUUUUUCCAUAUAA
This is a messenger RNA of Folsomia candida, 9463 nucleotides long. RefSeq names its product mucin-2. Lineage: Eukaryota; Metazoa; Arthropoda; Collembola; Entomobryomorpha; Isotomidae. The transcript has 10 exons. The record is from RefSeq and is a predicted model, not a curated record. Gene Ontology annotation, molecular function: protein binding. Bases 641 to 7669 code for a protein of 2342 amino acids.